AUGAAAAACUAUCAAAAAAGUAAAACGCUCUUUCCAUUAGCUGAGCGGGGCGGAGCUUGUACACACUCAACAGAAACCACUCAAAUUUAUACUCACUAACAAUCGGAACGCUGCAACAGAUGUUUUCCCGAAUAGGGCGUUCACAUGCAGCAAGAUUCACCACCACUACUGCGACUAACACCGCCGCCGUCACUGUGCACAUGAGCGUUACACUUUCUAGCAUGAAUGACUGGGUGAGUUUAGCAGCAGCGCUCAGCAUCCGCUCAGUAGCACUUUGUUUGUCAUUAGCAGACACCCAGCCACUGUGCAACUCAAUUAGAUUAACGCCGCACAACAAAUCCGAGUGACACAACAUCCGACCCAUAAGAUACAGCAGGCAGAGCGUCGAAAUCCCUGUAACCCUCUGCCUUAGAGUAUGAAGUUACGAGUCUAACGUGCCACAGCACGCUCCGCCGUCCCUUCGUGGAUGUCCGCGUUGGUGUUUGAGUGAGUCUGGCUGGGGUGCGUGGCAAACAUCUGAAGCUAAAUACACGCACCGCGGAUGCGGAUACGCUGCGAAAUCAGUAACAGUCGAUUGGCUGCUAUCUGAGUUACAAGUACUUAAACGACGCGACGCGGACCGAAAUUAAAGAUCUCGAUCGCUCGUCGCUCAUAAGCAGUUAAAUACUUCCGCUGUUUGGUCGAUUGGAUUUACGCGUUUUGUUGACCAUUGUCGCCCCCCGCAGCAUACAAAUUAAUAGUGUCGGUCGCAAGUAAUAAAAGUGUUUGCAAGGCGUCCGCGAGCGCCAUUACAACAAGUGAAGGCGUUGUGUAAGGAACCCGAUUUUGAACUUUGAACUGUUUAGUUAAGACUAAAAAAUAUUGUGCAUCUAAACAUCGUGUGUGUUAUGUGCUAAAGAGACCAAAUAAAAAUUUAUCUAUAACUGAAAAUUAAUAAAAUCAAGUGAAAUAAUUUCAAAGUGUCUCCAAAUCUCUCCGGCAAAAUGGUGAUGCUCCAGUCACCUGCAAAAAGUGCCGAAGCUUUGCAAGCGAAUACCGUCGGUGACCAGCUGAGUCCGAAUUCCAACCCUGAUUCACCCAAAUCGAAUACAUCACCCGAGAUCGCAUGCACUAACGCCGUCGGUGCCGUCACACCGACAUCUACAACUGCGGGAGCCUCGUCGACACCAAAAAUACCAAAAUUCAUUAUUAGCCAGCAAUCCCUACCAGCUACUGGUGGGAUAGCCGGUAACAGUGGAUCCAUGACAUCUGCCGGCAAAAUACCCAAUGCAAAUGGCGAUAGUCUACGCUAUUCGCUGGAGCGUCUCAAGCAAAUGACGGAACUAAAUGUGGUGAAUAGCUUGAGUCCUACUGCAGCAGCCAGUGAUUCAUCUGAACAUGCUGAUAUAGAAAAAUGCACAAAUAAUAACAAUAAUAAUAGUAGUAGUGUUAGCAACAACAAUACUAACGGUAAUGGCCCUAACGGUAGCAGCAACGAGACCAACAGUCGUCGCUCGCUUUCACCGCCACCAACUACAUACCAUAGUCCGCCGUUACGUAAAGCACUCGAUUUUAAUGACGUAUCAUGCCAACUUCAGCGUCCUGAGCCAUUGCCCCAUCCACAUGCAGUUUUGUUGCAACAACACCCACAUUUGUUGCAAAAUCCACAAUUUCUAGCCGCUGCCGCUGCGCAACACCACCAUCAACACCAGCAUCAGCACCACCAACACCACCAUCUCCAUCAACAAUCACCAGGAAAUCACACGCAUUCACAUCCCCAUCAUCCAUUAGCGGAUUUUCAUCCACUACGUCCACCAUUAUCAAAUAUGGUCGGUUUGCCGACGUCAAUACCAGCUAUUUCGAAUUUGCAACGUCUUCCUUCACCAGCCAGUUCACCGUUAUCGCCACCUACAUCACCGCUUCAACCGCAUUCCGAACAGUCACAACUGCUCUCACCCGUGCAACCGCAACAUCAGCACCAGCAACAACAACAACAUUCUGCACAACAAACUUCCAGUUCAGCCUGCGUUUCGUCAGUCAAUGGGAGCAGCUCACUUUCCUCACAGCAACAACAACAACAUCACCUACUGUCAACACCACCCUCAUCAAUGCUGCUCAGUGGUCCGCAUACUGUACCACACACCGCCCAAUUGGCCAGCUGUAGUCCCCCAUCAGUACUAACAACGCCACAUGACAUGGAUCUGGAAAGGAUUAAACUGGUUGCUGCACAAGCUGUAGCUGCUCGCUCCACGGUGGGUUUGAGCUCAGCUGCUUCCACGUCGAGUACCUCUUCCGCCGUCACUGCUGCCUCAAUGGCUGCCGCAGCGACUGGCCUGUGUUUGCCGCCACCGAAUUCUCGUGCGGAUCUUAGUGAUUAUGGCUUUCGAAUACAAUUGGGUGGUCUGGCGGCGGCAGCAGCUGCAGCUGCGGCCACAUCACGCCAAAUCGCGGCGGCGAAUUAUGCACGCAGUGAUACCAGCGAGGAGCUGAAUGUGGAUGGUAAUGACGAAGAUAGCAAUGAUGGAUCACAUGGCACGCCAACGGCCUGUCCGGUUGAUCUCACACGAUCAGUACCAACAUCGGCCUCAACGGCGUCCUCGGCGACAAAUGCUUCAAUGGAGAAGGAGGCAACCAAACGUUUAGCGUUCUCGGUAGAGAAUAUUUUGGACCCCAAUAAAUUUACUGGCAGAACUGGAUCACUUGGUCAUUAUGACGGUCGCGGUUGGGGUUCGAGUAGCAGUAAUGCGGAUCGUGAUGAUGAGAUGCACGACGAUGAUCACAGUGAAGACAUGUCAGCUCACGACCUCAAUGACAUGGAUCAGGAUGACAUGUGUGAUGAUGGCAUGAGCAGUGACAUUGAUGAUCCGGCCAGUGAGACGGACUCAAAGAAGGGUGGCAGUCGCAAUGGUGAUGGCAAGUCACAGGGCGGCAGCGGUGGCGGUUCAAAGCCACGACGUGCUCGCACCGCCUUCACAUAUGAGCAACUGGUGUCGCUGGAGAACAAAUUCAAAACGACCCGUUAUUUGAGCGUUUGCGAGCGAUUGAAUUUAGCGCUGAGCCUCAGCCUAACCGAAACACAGGUGAAAAUCUGGUUCCAAAAUCGCCGCACCAAGUGGAAGAAACAGAAUCCCGGUAUGGAUGUAAAUAGUCCGACGAUACCACCGCCACCGGCGGGAGGCGGUUUCGGACCUGGUGCCUAUGCUAGCAGCCUGCUCUACUCGCACGCGGUGCCCUAUCCACCAUACGGCCCCUACUUCCAUCCAUUGGGCGCACACCAUCUCAGUCACUCGCACUCAUAAAAUUGCAAGAUGCAACAGCGACUGUUGCAAAUAUUAGAAAUGCGAAAGUAUCAAAAGCGCGACGAACACUCGACGAAGAUGGCCGGCACUGAAAGUAGAUUGGACAAAUAAAAUCCAACUCUGGCAGCACUGGAUGGCUGGAGUAGUGAACUUAACGGUUUGAGUCGACUCAUUGUAAAAUGUGAUCUCAUCAAAGUGGUGGAGCAGCGCUACAAAUACAAAUAAAUGUACAAUUAUGCUUAGAUUUGCUUUGCUAAAUAGUUAUGCCUAUUACCACAAAUAAAAUCAAAGUGAUGCAAAGCAAAUACACAUGAAAACUUUAUUGGGCUUUCAAUUAUGCACUCUCAGACACGCAACCGUGUAUUGUAAAUAUGUAUGCAACCGAAUAUUGUUGAAAUAUUAAUUUCAUGCUGAAUUUUGAUUUUUUUUACCGAGGUCAUUGAUUAAAAAUUUAAUGCUGCUUUUAUUUGUUGAAUUAGAAAUGUGAAGUUGAAUUGUGACCAUUGUAAAUAUAUAAUAGAGAGUAUAUAGACAUGUAUUUAUGCUUAGGUAAUCCUAAUUAUUGUAGAUAUGUAAAGAUUUUAAUUGUACUUAGCUUUUAGUGAAAGACUCUGCUUUUAUCUCUAAGCUUGCAAAACAAAUUCAAAUGAGAAUAUCAAUUAAAGAGAAUGCCAGAGACAAAUUUAAAAAAGAAGCCAAAUAAAAUCAAAAUUAAAAUUAUUAUUAACAU
Molecule: messenger RNA, 4008 nt
Organism: Zeugodacus cucurbitae (melon fly)
Lineage: Eukaryota; Metazoa; Arthropoda; Insecta; Diptera; Tephritidae
Gene: slou
Product: homeobox protein slou
Exons: 4
Coding region: 984-3278 (764 amino acids)
Biological process (GO): cell differentiation; regulation of transcription by RNA polymerase II
Cellular component (GO): nucleus
Molecular function (GO): DNA-binding transcription factor activity, RNA polymerase II-specific; RNA polymerase II cis-regulatory region sequence-specific DNA binding
Source: RefSeq, a predicted model, not a curated record